This is a messenger RNA of Pollicipes pollicipes, 983 nucleotides long. Its product is annotated as phenoloxidase-activating factor 1. Gene Ontology annotation, molecular function: serine-type endopeptidase activity. The coding region runs from base 166 to 963 and encodes 265 amino acids. Lineage: Eukaryota; Metazoa; Arthropoda; Thecostraca; Pollicipedomorpha; Pollicipedidae. Gene Ontology annotation, biological process: proteolysis. The transcript is spliced from 7 exons. The record is from RefSeq and is a predicted model, not a curated record.
AUAAAGGACGAGGAGCAGCGGCGGCGCCGUCGUCGACUGACAGAGACGCCAGCAGAAGCACUGCCCACAGAGGAGUGUGCGCCAGCUCCGAUCGCCCGCCGACCAGAAAACACGGGCUGCGGACGCAGACGUGUGCGAAGCUUCACACAAACCCCGCGUUCGACAAUGCUGGGCUGGCUAGCUGCACUGUUGCUGGCCUCCACGGCCUGCACCGCGACGAGGCCUGGCGUAUCUCCAUCGGCACAGCGCUUGCUGCUGCUGGAGGCACGGGACUUGGGCUACCUGCCUCCCAUGGAGUCCUUCGGCGACGACAGAUGUGGCAUCAACGUGCCCGGCACCAACCUCGACGAGGAGGAGGUCCAUCUCGGCGAAUACCCCUGGAUGGCUCUGUUGGGAUACACCAGCACUACCACGCCCGACAAGAUCACCUACAACUGCGGUGGCACACUGAUCAACAAUCGGUACGUGCUGACGGCGGCGCACUGCGUCAGCCGGCUCCCGAAGCGGCUGAGCGUCUCAUCCGUCCGCCUGGGCGAGCACAACGUCUCCACAGAACUGGAUUGUCAGAUGGUCGGCGGCCGGGAGGUUGUGCACUGGAUGCGGAGAGCACAUGUGGGCCAGGAGCUCACUGUGGCCGGCUUUGGCGCCAUUCGCGGCCAAGGCGACACCGUGCGCGAGCUGACCGUGCCCGUGGUGGGCAACAAGGAGUGCUCGCAAGUGUACCGGAGCUACAGGACCCUGAUCGGAGCCGAGCAGAUCUGCGCUGGCGGCGAGCGCGACCGCGGCGCGUGUGCCGGCGACGCCGGCGGGCCGCUCAUGGCCAUGCCCGCGCCCGGCCAGCCGCACUACCUGAUUGGCGUCGUCUCGUUCGGCCCAGCCCGCUGCGGCACCAGGAACGUGCCCGACGUGUACACACGCGUCACCGAGUACGAGCAGUGGAUCGUCAGUAACAUGCGCGACUGAGGGCCGCGGCGGCGGCCACU